Amphibalanus amphitrite is the source of this 1175-nucleotide messenger RNA. RefSeq names its product progranulin-like. The transcript is spliced from 4 exons. Gene Ontology annotation, cellular component: extracellular region. The record is from RefSeq and is a predicted model, not a curated record. The coding region runs from base 268 to 804 and encodes 178 amino acids. Lineage: Eukaryota; Metazoa; Arthropoda; Thecostraca; Balanomorpha; Balanidae.
GAGUCUCAUUGUGUCGUGAAUGGUGAUGUGUCCGUCGUAAAUGGUGUCGCAGUAGUCCAGAUAUGGUCGAAUGUAUGUCUUGUAUAUUGCGUCUAGAGUGUUCCGUGGGAGAUAGUGUGCUAUAGGAUAUAAUGGACUAAGGGAUUUAUUAGCUUUUUUAAGAAUAACGUUUAUAUGUUCGUGGAACCUAAGGUCUUUUGAAAAGGUCAAACCAAGGUGAUUAUGUGUGUUUGUUGAUGGUAUCUGAAGCCCACCGAAAAGCUCGCCAUGUACCGCGUCGCCGCCGUUCUGAUGCUGCUCACGGCCGCCGCCGCCCAGGGCACCGUGUGCCCGGACGGCAAACGGUGCGCCGGCGGCUCCUGCUGCAUGACCAUGCGGUCUGACGAGCUGUACGGCUGCUGUCCGUUCGCCAACGCCGUCUGCUGCGCCGACAUGCUGCACUGCUGUCCGCAGCACUUCCACUGUGACCUGGACCGGGGUAUGUGUAUCCCGGGCCCCGGCGAGCACCGCCUGCUGCGGCUGGGGCGGCCGGAGGGGCUGCGCUCCGGCGGCGGCCACCCAGUGCCGCUGGCCCGCUCCGCCGCCGCACCCGCCGUCGACGACAAGUGUCCCGACGGCAAGACGAGCUGCAACGCGGCGGCCACGUGCUGCGCGCUCCGCUCUGGCGGCUACGCGUGCUGCCCGGAGGCCAACGCCGUCUGCUGUCCCGACCACAUCCACUGCUGCCCGCAGGGCACAAAGUGUGACGUCAAACACCGCACCUGCCUCAAGGUUCAGAAGCACCCCAUUCUGACCCUGCUGUGAAGCGGAGCGGUCCCGCUGACUCGUGUGAAGCGGAACGGCCCCGUUGGCUCGUGUCCUGGUGAGGGUCACCCAGCACAUCUACCCCCGACUGCUCGGUCGCCGUGGGAUCGGCGUGCCACCCAUGUGAAGAUACUCCCCUCCCAGCAGACUGCCAACCCAGUCCAGUCGGCUGUGAUAAACGGCCACACAGCCGACAUCACACAUGUAGUCCAGCAAGUGAGACACGCUGCAUUCGUAUUUUAAGGGCUUUCUGCUUUUGUGCCUGGUCGCGCUUUUCAGGGCAUUUCUGACUCGACCCGCCAUUAUUGGUUACUUUUGUACUAGAGUGUAUUCAGUGUAACGAUAAAUACAUGAUUACUUUGGUUAUAAGA